Messenger RNA from Dermacentor silvarum, 1217 nucleotides. RefSeq lists its product as uncharacterized. Bases 226 to 1197 code for a protein of 323 amino acids. Gene Ontology annotation, molecular function: serine-type endopeptidase inhibitor activity. The record is from RefSeq and is a predicted model, not a curated record. NCBI's taxonomy places the organism in Eukaryota, Metazoa, Arthropoda, Arachnida, Ixodida, Ixodidae. The transcript has 3 exons.
UUCAGUUUUCGUAAAAUAUGACACAUCAUUGAUGACACAUGGGGCAUAACAUGUGCCACACAAAUCCCUUAAAAACAUCGUUGGCUGUGUACUAAAUGGUGUGUGACCUAAUGAGCUCUGACGACAGACAGAAAUGAAUGACGAUGCCGCCGUAAUGCUACGCGACUGUUUUCCAGAUGGACCGGCAAGUGCUGUCGCAAUCGCAGCCACGCACUGGUCACGAUCAUGGCCGUGGCGGUUGCCUUGCUCAUCUGCCUGUUGGUUGCCGAGCUGUUGGUUUACUUCCACGGUACCGUGUCGGGUUCCGGAGUGCAGGCGCCGGGCGCUGUCCCAACCUCCGGGGACGACUCAGCGGCCAGGUAUCCCGUCGGUGCGGCCGACGACAACCACGGGGACUACCUGAUGCCCGCACCGAGAGGCACGAGGAAUCAUGGCGUACCAGAGGUUGUCGCGGAUUCUCGGCACCGUGGGCUGGACGAGGUGACCGCAAGCAGUGACCACGAGACAUCGACGAUGCAUGACACCGCGCACGUUCAGACUGGUGGCGUCGGUAGUUUCCGAGCAAACGGCAUAGCGGUCCUACGCGAAUCGGCAAAGCCUGCGUGCGAAGAACCUGUCUUCAGAUUCUGCUCUGGUGGGCCACCAGAAGUUUACUACAACGACACCAGUCACGCCUGCGUGGAGCUCACUCACGAGGUACCAGGCCUGUGCAACCGCGGCCGAAAUCGAUUCACGUCAAUGGAAAGUUGCCGGCAUGAGUGCAUGGACGGUAAACCACCCGCUGCGGAAUGCUAUCAAAAGACCGUCUUCGCAGAGUGCCAGGCGCGAGACGUCGUGGACAGCUGGUGGUGGUACCUGGAGGGCAAAGGGUGUCGCCGGUGGAGGUUUCCUCGGGGUCGCUGUCCGUCUCCGAAAGCGGACGUGUUUCGCACUUCCCUGGAGUGCGUGCGAAGAUGCGCCGACGAACCUGGCAGACGACGUGGACCUUGCCGUGUGCCGGCAACCGUCCUAUGCGACGCACAGCAGCUGCGGUUCGGGGUUUUUGCCGACGAGGCCACAGACGGCUCCGGAGCCCGGCUCUGCCGCGAGGUACCUUCUGCCAGCGACCACCACGCGCGUCAGCAAUGCCUGGUCGGCGCCAACAGGUUCCCGACCAUGGAGGCUUGCCGGAAGGCCUGCUUGCGCGCUUUUCCCUAGAACCUGCCUGUACACGCAAU